GUUGUUUUAAGCGGUGCACACACGGAUGUUGAUGGACUCACAUGUUGCUGUGUAGUAGCAGUUCCGAAAUCACAACGUUUAUGCUUGUAGUCGUUAAAAUAAGUCAACACAGUCAACCAAAAAUAUCUCGUUGUUGAUCAGCAUGUCGGUGUCUUUGGUGAGGAGAGGUCUGGAGCUGCUCAGCGACGACAUUAAGGAUGUCAGUAAAGGGAAGAAGAAGAAGCAGCAACAAACCCCGAGCUCGGCCACUGUGAUGGAGCAGGUGAGCACGAAGAGACAGGGAGUCACAAAGCAGGUAAAACGGCUGCAGGGUCGCCUGGGUCCCGGCAAGAGCAAAGCUACAGUCAAGGACAAGAGGAUCAAGUCUGCUGUAGAGGAGUACAGGAAGACACAGGGGAAGAGCCAUCUGAGUGCAAACCUCAAGUACUUUAUGGAUACUGGCUGUAAAACCACAGUUUCUGAUACUUUAAAGAUCCUGAGUCACAAUACAGGCAGACAGUCCAGGAACCAUCCGGACCGAUCGGCCAAGAAGCCCAAGAAACCUGUCAAGUCUGAGUCGUUGUUCACCGAGAAAGAGUUCCAGCAGUUCCAGAAGGAAUACUUUGGCAGGACUGUUGAGAAGAAGAAGAAGUAAACCACAUGGACUCAAAGACAGUGCAGCGAUAAAAGGACGCACCAACGCUACAUUAUGUAGACUAAAGUGGAUUCCUGGACCAGGUUAUAUUCCGGGAGUUUGAUCAACUUUGCAUUGCUUAAAGGGAAAGAAAAUGUUUUUUUUAGCCUGAGUCUGUGCUGAUGUUUGGACUUCAUACACUCAUGAAUCAUUUGAUUUUCCUGCUUGAUAAUGACAUGCUGUAAUUCAUAAUAUCAACUUAAUUUGUUAUUAUUUUCUACGGUUGACUUGCAACAGUUGUAUUUGUGUACCUUAUUUCAUAGUAGUGUAACAUCUUAUGUGUCACUUAAUUUUGCUUUCACAUGCUAAAAAUUACCCACAACACGCAUAGUUCAUAAACAGCUAUCAGCUGACACGCCACCUGACAUGAAGUAAAUCAUCAUUUAAACCUUCCAUUUAUCGAGAAUACAUUUGUUUCAUCAAAUAAACUGAUAAUUCAUUAAGUA
Messenger RNA from Solea solea (common sole), 1119 nucleotides. RefSeq names its product ribosomal protein S19 binding protein 1 (gene rps19bp1). Lineage: Eukaryota; Metazoa; Chordata; Actinopteri; Pleuronectiformes; Soleidae. The record is from RefSeq and is a predicted model, not a curated record. Gene Ontology annotation, cellular component: nucleolus. Gene Ontology annotation, molecular function: enzyme binding. The coding region runs from base 143 to 634 and encodes 163 amino acids. The transcript has 4 exons.